Molecule: messenger RNA, 1539 nt
Organism: Saxophila tyrrhenica
Lineage: Eukaryota; Fungi; Ascomycota; Dothideomycetes; Mycosphaerellales; Extremaceae
Exons: 1
Coding region: 1-1539 (512 amino acids)
Cellular component (GO): cytoplasm
Molecular function (GO): zinc ion binding; ubiquitin protein ligase activity
Source: RefSeq, a predicted model, not a curated record
AUGGACUCAUCCGACCAAUCCACCGCCCUUCCUCGCACCGCACCCAAUCUCUCCGCCACCUCAUCGACCUCUCAAACCGCCGCCGACUACAUCAACACCCAACUCUCCCUCGAGGCCGACGCGCGAGAAGCCCUUCCCUACCAAUUCGACACCUGCACAUACCCUCUAGGACCGCUCCGACAGUCAAUCUACGCCUGCUUGACCUGCUCUCCUCCGCCAGCAUCGAAAUACCAACAACACACCCCAGCCGGAGUCUGCUACAGCUGCAGCAUCAGCUGCCAUGGCGAACAUAACCUCGUCGAACUCUUCGCCAAGCGCGACUUCGUCUGCGACUGCGGUACCACGCGACUCGCGAACAGUAGUACGCCAUGCAGCUUGCGACAUAAUGCUGAGACAGGGAGAAAGGGCGAUGUGAAGGGUGACAAGGCGCGGGAAGGCAACAGCUACAACCAGAACUUCGAGGGCAAGUUUUGUGGGUGCGGAGAGGAGUAUGAUCCGGAGCUGGAGAAGGGGACGAUGUUCCAGUGUUUGGGACUGGGAACUGUUGAGGAUGGAGGGUGUGGGGAGGAUUGGUGGCAUCCGGACUGUUUGAUGGGGUUGCCAAGGGUGAAGCAUGAACCGAAGCCGAAGGUGGAAUCGAACGGCGCUCUGGAGACUGUUAAGGAGGAAGGUGAGAGUGGUGAGGCGCAGACGCAUACGAAUGGUGAAGAGAAUUCAGAGCAUGCGCAUGAUGAUGCGCCUCUACCGCCCGGCUUCCCGGAGGAGGACGACUUCGAGCAUCUCAUAUGCUACAAAUGCGUCAAUGCGUUCCCCUGGAUCAAGGCGUACGCGAAAAGCCCUGGCUUUCUCAUAGCUGGGCAGCCGACGCAGACCAACAGUCAUCAGGAAGAUGUGAAGCCUACCACACCACAGGUCGAGCCUACAGCAAGCCUUAAGAGGAAAGCUGAAGUCGAUCCUGAGGACGAGCAAGAGGUGAAGCGUACGAAGUCCGACCCCUCGAUCGUCGAAGCACCUGCUGCGAUAUCACAACCACCUGCGGGAGACUCUUCACCCAAGCACGCCACCCUCCCUCCCGCACCUUCAAUGACCUACCCAACUCUCUUCCUCAAAGACUCCUUCCGCGACACCUUCUGUCGCUGCCCCACGUGCUUCCCGCUCCUCUCAAAACAUCGCCAGCUUCUCGAAGAAGAGGACUCCUACUCCCCACCCGUCUCCGAAUCCGACCACGCCGAAGGCGGCGACAACCAAAGCGUCACCGGCCGCAGCGUCAACUCCGGAUCCUUGCUCGAACGCGGCGAAGCUGCCUUAAGCGGCAUGGACAGAGUGAGGGCUAUUGAGGGCGUGAUGGCGUAUAAUCAUGUCCGGGAUAAGGUGAAGCAGUUCCUGCAGCCUUUUGCGGAGAGCGGGACGCCGGUAGGAGCGGAGGAUAUUAAGGCGUAUUUUGCGCAGUUGAGGGGUGAUGAGGCGGGGGCGAGGACGGAGGUGGAGGCAGGGGGUGGGGUGGAGGGGGAUGGGAGGAGGGAGCAGGGUGGGUAUUGA